Molecule: messenger RNA, 573 nt
Organism: Macroventuria anomochaeta
Lineage: Eukaryota; Fungi; Ascomycota; Dothideomycetes; Pleosporales; Didymellaceae
Exons: 2
Coding region: 1-573 (190 amino acids)
Source: RefSeq, a predicted model, not a curated record
AUGAACGACAUCUCUCUACGCAAUCAGCGAGAAUCACCUUUCCUGCGUUUACCGGGAGAGGUUCGCAACCGCAUCUACGAACACGCUCUGGGAGGCAAGCACAUCUCUUACCUGUACCCUCGUCUGUACAGCGCCGAUAGGAAUCACCUUCGAAAGUUCGGACACAACGGCCUUGAAGCCAAUAUAGUUCCCAAGCUGCUUCACCUGACAAUAACAUGCCGCCAGAUACACGACGAGACCGAUCUUCUUAUCUUCAGGAUGAAUGACUUCUGUAUCAGUGCAAACUUCUGCCUCAAGGCCUUCGAUGUUUUGUCGCAACGGCAAUUGGGAGCUAUCAAAACUUGCAUCUGGCCGCGACAGUGCGAGUACGUCACGGAUUUUACGAUAUCGAAGUUCACAGGAUUACAGAGGCUCGUAGUACGGGAGACUGGAUAUAGUGGGGACGACUUCUACGCCCCAGAAGACAGUGCGACUCCAAGAGUGCAUGUGUGGUACGAGGGCAAGCGUCGAGUCGCCCUCGGGAGAAUCGAUGGGUGGAAGGCCAAGGGUAUCGAGAUCGAGUACUGCAAGUAG